Messenger RNA from Anolis carolinensis (green anole), 2082 nucleotides. RefSeq lists its product as uncharacterized. The transcript is spliced from 2 exons. The coding region runs from base 219 to 1808 and encodes 529 amino acids. NCBI's taxonomy places the organism in Eukaryota, Metazoa, Chordata, Lepidosauria, Squamata, Anolidae. The record is from RefSeq and is a predicted model, not a curated record. Gene Ontology annotation, molecular function: zinc ion binding; nucleic acid binding.
UCUGUCAGAACCCUGCUACUAGAGCCUGGAUGUGGCUCUGAGUUUCAGGGUCACUGACAUUGAUAAGACACCUGCGUCCCAGGACUCGGAGGAGAAACGGCUGAUGGACUUGGCGGGGAAUUUGCGCGGGGUUUUACUGAGCGGGAAGAGACUGUUCAAAUGAGGGGGAGGGUAUAUAAAGGAGGGUUGGCCGGAGCCUCCCAUUCUUGGCUUUUCUGAUGUUCAUGUUUCCUACAGUAAAAGUUCCUGGUGAUACCACAGAGAGUCUCGUGUGUUCAUUCAGGAGCGGCUGUGGUGAGCUGACACUAAGCCAAGAAAACGGACACCAUCCCGCUGUAGCGGUGAGGUGUAACAUGCAAGUGGAGGAUGAAGAGCUCUUGGGCGCCGGAGGAGGAAGGUCGGAAAGGGCCACUCCCGAGACGGACGCUGAGUUCCACCAGCUGGCGGCCCUGGCGUCAUCCACCGCUUAUGCCCAGCCAAAUGGGGUAACCCAGAGGCGCGGAGUGGUGCGGGGAGAUAGCACCGGAGGAGAGGAAGGUUCACCUUCCCCAGGCCCGCAAAAGAUGGUGUUUCUGGAGGAGAGGAUGUCGGCGAUGGAGACCACCCUGGCAGUGAUGUCGAGGGCGAUGGAGCGCCUGGCGGUUUUGGCGGAGCCGGAGCGAGGAAGGGAACUCCGGGCUAGCUCAAUGUGGGACGUGAGCAUGGGAAGCAGCCAGGGCUUUGCAGACCUCCCAGCACCGAAGGGAAGGGAAAUGCGAAAGGAGCCCGGUGCCCGGCCCAAGAUCCAAACGAGCCUGACGCGGGUGGAGGAGAGUGACGACGAAGGGGAAAAGCCUCCGAGAAUCCCGGCUACGCUCCCAACUGAGACCCUGGUGCCCCUGGCGAAUGCCGGGCGUGGCACAGGACAAAGGGAAGCAGCAGCGGGGCCCACUGGCCCGCAAGGGGGCUUGCGACGGGCGGAGAAUUGGGGAUUGCCACCACAGGGACCCCUACCGAGACGAGAGGAACUAAGGAUCGAGUUUGGGGGAGAGUCCUCUGAACUGGAUUUUUUCCUGACCACGGUGAGGGGCUAUAUGGAGGACAAUGCCCACACUUUUAGAACGGAAUCCAGCCGGGUACGGGCCAUUGGUGCAGUGUUGAAGAGGGGAGCGGCCAGCUGGUACGUUCAACUACACGCGCGGCGCGACCCAUGUCUGGGGUCACUCCGACGCUUUAUGGGGGCCCUGGAGACCCGUUUCCGAGAUCCACUGGAGCAGAUCCGGGCGAGGGAGGAGUUGAAGACCGUCUCCCAGGGGCAGAGGUCGGUAUCUGAGUAUGCGGAGGAGUUCCAAUGCCUCGCUGAAAAGGUGCCGGAAUGGUCUGCAGUGACAAAGAUAGAACUCUUCAAAGAGGGGCUCAGGCGGGAGAUCCUCUCCUGGGCGGUGCAUCGUGAUGAGCCUGACACACUGCGCGGAUGGAUUCAGCUGGCGGGGCGCAUCGAGACAUCGCUGGCCCAGGCGAGGAGGCACCGAGGAGGGCUACAGCAGCGGCCGCAGAUGAAAGAGGGGAGCCGGAAGGAGGGAUCAACCCCAGCCGGGAGGAGAACGGAGCCGACAGGGAACGUGAGCACCAGCAGGAGGGGCUGCUUCGUGUGCGGCCGUUUGGGCCACAGGGCUGCCGAGUGCUGGCAGAGAAAAGGGGAAGGCGGAGGCCCGCCCAAACCAAGAGCCGUGGCAGGGAAACGCGCCGAGGAAGAACCACCGAUGAGGCACCACUCGGGGGGGUUGGACGAAGGGGAGGAGGACGCCAUGUCAGAACCCUGCUACUAGAGCCUGGAUGUGGCUCUGAGUUUCAGGGUCACUGACAUUGAUAAGACACCUGCGUCCCAGGACUCGGAGGAGAAACGGCUGAUGGACUUGGCGGGGAAUUUGCGCGGGGUUUUACUGAGCGGGAAGAGACUGUUCAAAUGAGGGGGAGGGUAUAUAAAGGAGGGUUGGCCGGAGCCUCCCAUUCUUGGCUUUUCUGAUGUUCAUGUUUCCUACAGUAAAAGUUCCUGGUGAUACCACAGAGAGUCUCGUGUGUUCAUUCAGGAGCGGCUGUGGU